Messenger RNA from Malassezia vespertilionis, 4287 nucleotides. It is a transcript of the gene ucp12, whose product is annotated as RNA helicase. Gene Ontology annotation, cellular component: intracellular anatomical structure. Gene Ontology annotation, molecular function: ATP binding; RNA binding. The record is from RefSeq and is a predicted model, not a curated record. Lineage: Eukaryota; Fungi; Basidiomycota; Malasseziomycetes; Malasseziales; Malasseziaceae. The coding region runs from base 1 to 4287 and encodes 1428 amino acids. The transcript has a single exon.
AUGGCGCCGCGCAAGAAGAACGCUGCGAUCAAGGCCAGCGGCGUGACCUCGUCGAAAGCGGCGCCGCUACCGGACUGGGUGAAAGGCGGUGGCCCAAAGCCAGUGUCCGCUACCACCACGCGAGCGGAUGGGACGCAGGAGCUCUUUCCCCCCGGCAGCAAGACCCCCCUCAACCUGCUGUACGAGCGCGUGCAAAAAAUGCCAGGCUUUGCCAGACCCGACGUACACGCACGCAGAACCAAGGAUGGCUAUACCUGUGUGAUUACCAUCAUAAAAGAGAACAAGCAGGACAAGUCGAAUCCAUUCACUUUGCGCAUGGAACCCCUCGAGCCCGGCGCCCGACUCCACUGCGAGACGGCGCUGGAAGCCAAGCACUGGGGCGCUACCUACGUACUUUUCCGCCUCUUUAGCCAAUUGAACUUGUACAGAAACUUGCCACCGGGCCCCCGCGAAUACUGGCUGGCGCUGGAGCAAGUCAAAAAAGAAGCGCGCGCAGACGAGGCGUGGAAAUGGGCUGCGGAUCCCUUUGAGGCGAUCCAGAAACGCGAUGCGGAGCGCGAAGCGAUGCAAAAACAACGUGCAGCACGCGAUGCGGCGAAAGGCGAUCCAAAACGUGGCCUGAGCAAGGCCUGGCAGAAUGCAAAGGAAGUGCGCAUGGCGCCAGCGCUCCGCGAGCUCGUGGAGAGUACAAUACGCGCGCAGAUGACCGACGAUUGCGCAGAUGUGGUGCCGCUGGCAGACGGCGCUGCACACAGCCAAAUCGAUACACAGAAGCUCGUCGCGGAACUGACCAAGCUGGGCGUGCGUGGUGGGUACAUGCGCCGUGUCCUUUCCUGGCUCCAAGAUGCGCGCAUGACGUAUGCCGAUCCUGCAAAGCGCAGCGCGCUGCAGCAUAACCAUCCCGUACUUGCCUCGAUCCUUGCACUGCCCGACCGCGACGCGGCGAUCGAGUACAUUGUGCUGUAUACGCCCGAGCAAGAUCUGCCGCCGCAGCUUAAGCCGACUGCGUCUGCGGAAUCGUUUGUGACGAGUGCUGUAGCCGGUAGCGAUAGCUUGGUCGAUCGCUGGACCCUGGACCGGCUGGAGAAGCAAGCAGGAUUUCCACGCAAAGCAGCGGCCGAGAUACUGGGCAAGGUGCGCGCAUAUACAUUGCCGCAGGCCACCUCGGUUGGGCUUGUGCUGGACAUGCUGCUGCAUCAGCUUAUUGGCGAGUCUAUGGACCUGGACCAUGCCGUACAAGCAACAUCGCCGGAAGCAGAGCAGCGCCAAGCCGAAGAGCGCACGAUGCUCGAGGACUUUUUCGGCCCGCUCGUGCCCGUCGACCCCCAUGCCCGGCUGACUGACACGAGCGUCCUUCUCCACGUCGGAGAGCACCAAGGCAAGCCGGUGAUGCUCGUGCUUGUGCCGCAUCCCUUAUCCUUGUACCUUGCCGAACCAGGCGCCUUGCCGAGCAUCUACGUCGUCGGCGAGAGCCUUCCUGCGUUUUUGCGGCUUGCACUCACGCAACAUGCGAUGCAAGCGCUGCGUGGAAUGCAUGGCCGCGAGGAUAUGCGCGAGAUACUCGAGGCAUGCGAGGGCGGUGCUCUCAUUAUGGUCCAGCAACAGCUUGCGGAAGUCUUGGAGGCCAUGGUCCAUGAUCCGCCGUCGCUCGACUCGGUCAUGGAGCACUUGAUUGCGGCUCCAUCAAGCACAUUGCCGCACGCACCGCUUGCGACGGAGCCGCACGCUGCUGCGCCGCGCCGCGCCGUGCACAAAAUCCCUGCUCUGCAGCACAACGACGCGCUGGACAAGCGGCUUGUUGCUUCGCUGCACGCGCUGCACGCCUCGCUAAAGUACAGCGAGAGCAUUGCACCGGUGCGUACGUCGCUUCCUGCGCACACUGCGCGUGCUACUCUGCUGCAAGCCGUUGCCUCCCACCCUGUUGUACUUAUUACCGGCGAGACGGGCUGCGGCAAAACGACCCAAGUGCCGCAGUUUUUGCUAGACGACGCCAUUGCCAGCGGUACCGGUAGUCUCUGCAACAUUCUCGUCACGCAGCCGCGCAGGGUAUCUGCCAUGGGCGUCGCCGCGCGUGUCGCCGUGGAGCGCUGCGAAUCGCUGGAGCAGCGGGCGGAAGAAGGUGCGCUGGUGGGCUAUGCGAUUCGCGGCGAGCGGCGCGCGGCCAAGUCCUGCCGGCUCUUGUUUACAACCACGGGCGUGCUUUUGCGCCGCCUGGCGAGCGGAGCCGACCCCGAGCUCCAGUCCAUUUCGCACGUCAUUGUGGAUGAGGUGCACGAGCGCAGCACCGAGUCUGAUUUUUUGCUCCUGCUCCUGCGCGAUGUCUUGACACGGAACAAGAAGCUGCGCGUGAUUUUGAUGAGUGCGACCGUGACGCCAGAAACAUUUAUCAACUACUUUGGUCGCGACACGCCGUACAAGCAUAUUCCCGGCCGUACCUUUCCUGUGCAGGACCACUACAUGGAGGAGAUUGUGGCCAUGAGUGCCUUCGAGAGCGAGCGGCCUUAUACCCACGAGCACUGCCCAGCCGAUCCGAUGCUCGCACUCGACGCUGUGCCGCCGCCGCAGCUGCGCACAUUGCGUGCCUUGGCGACGCAGCCGACCGACUACACCUUUCUUGCACGCACCGUUGCGCUCGCGGCGCAGCGUGCAGAAAAAAUAGACCAUACCGGCCUCCUCACCGGUAAAGCUUCCAUCCUUGUUUUUUGUCCUGGUGUUGGUGAAAUUCGACGUGCUAUCGAUGCCAUUGUCGCGCAGCGCCUGCCUGGCGCCGUCCUCUUGCCUCUGCACGCAAACCUGGCGCCGUCCGAGCAGCGCAAGGUAUUCCAGUCGGUGCGCAAAGACGAGCGUAAGAUUGUGGUGUCGACCAAUGUUGCCGAGACGUCCAUCACAAUUCCCGACGUGUGUUUUGUCGUCGAUACCGGCCGUGUCCGCGAGGCACACCACGAUGCCAAGUCCAGCCUGACACGCCUCGAAGAGACGUGGGCUUCGCGUGCUGCAUGCAAGCAACGUGCGGGCCGCGCUGGGCGCACCAUGCCCGGCGAGAGUUUCCGACUCUACUCGCGCGGGAUGGAAGAAAGUUUGCAGCGUGCACAGUCCAUCCCCGAGAUACAGCGUACGCCGCUGGAAGGUCUGGUGCUGCAAGUAAAAUCGAUCCAGCCGGGAGCGGAUCUGCGCGCAUUUCUCCAGCGCGCCAUCGAUCCGCCGAGCACGGACGCGUUGGAGGCGACGCACUACAAGCUCCAGGUGGCGGGUGCUUUGCAGCCGGGUGGGUUUAAUGCACCGCUCACGCCGCUCGGCCAGCACCUUGCGCAGCUUCCGCUGGACGUGCGGCUCGGCAAGCUGCUCGUGUUGGGCUGCUUGUUUGGGUGCGUAGAGCCGCUCUUGCACGUAGUCGCUAUUCUUGCAUCGCGCCCUAUGGUCGCUGCGCAGCGCGACGAGGAGGCAGCGAAAGCGCGUGCUGCGUACCUGUAUGGGAACAGUGAUCUCCUUGCCCACGCCAACAUCUUUGCCGCAUUCCUCACACAACGGCGUGAGAAGCGUGAUGUGCGCAAAUGGUGCGCCACACUGGGCCUUUCGUACACUGCCUUGCAGGAUGUCGCCAUGACACGCACGCAGCUCUUGCGCAAUUUGGAGGAUCUGCGUCUGGUGCCUGCAUCCUACGCACAUGGAUGGCGCACCGAAGGGCCGCGCUGGCCCAUGCGGCCUGGUGUACACGCGCUCGAUGCGCACGCUGCCAACACCAACUUGCUGCGCUCGAUGCUGCUCGCGGCGAUGUGGGCGUCUGUUGCGCGAGUCGACUUGCCAAGCGCCAAGUUUAAUGCCUCGGCGGCAGGCGCCGUGGAGAAGGAGGCGGACGCGCGAGCGCUGCACUACUUUGACGAGCACGAUGGGCGUGUAUUCCUGCAUCCGAGCUCGAUGCUUUUCCAUGCGACCAAGUUCAAGUCGAACUAUCUUGCCGUGUGCCACAAAAGUGCCAAUGCACAGCGGACGUAUUUGCGCGAUGCCACCGAGGCGCCAUUGUAUGCACUGCUGCUCUUUGGCGGUCCGUUGUACGUGCAUCACGAUAUGGGUGGGAUUGCCAUCGCUACCGGUGCCGAGGCGGAUGCAGACGGCUGGGUAAAGCUCCGUGCGAGUGCACGUGUCGGUGUGCUUUGCCGCCAGCUGCGUACGUUGAUGAAUAGGACGCUCCAGGCGGGCAUUGAGGAGCCGCAGGCGAUGCGAACUGCGUCCAACCAGCAGGUAGUCGACGCGAUGAUUGCGCUUGUGACGCAGGACGGAUUGGAGUAG